AUGUCGCAGGCUGUCCUUAUGAAGGAGUACAAGGCUCUGGCCAAAGAGAAAUGGGUUCAGAUCGACAUUGACGAGGAGAACAUCUACCACUGGAAGUUAGCGUUAAUGGUCCUCAACCCCGAUUCGCUUUACUAUGGUGGCUACUUCAAAGCUCAAAUGAACUUCCCCAAGGACUACCCAUACAAGCCUCCGGACUUCCGCUUCACUAAGCCGUUAUGGCAUCCAAAUAUCUAUGCCGACGGCCGCCUGUGCAUAUCAAUUCUACAUGCUCCGGGUGAGGAUAUGAUGUCCGGUGAGAGUGCAGGCGAGCGUUGGUCCCCGGCACAACGUGUCGAAUCUGUCCUGAUCUCCAUUCUGUCUCUCCUUGAUGAUGCCGAGAUAUCCUCUCCCGCCAAUGUCGACGCCAGCGUCAUGCUUAGAGAUGAUAAGGAAGCAUACAAGGCCAGAGUUAGACAGGAUGUUGAAGCAUCCAAGAAAGAUAUCCCUGAAGGUUUCAUUCUGCCCACGCACGAAUCCACCAAGCCCGUUAUUGACAAGAUCGACGACGAUUUCUGGAACGAUAGUGAAGGCGAGGACAUUGACUUCGAUGAUUUUGAUGACGAUGCCGCCAAUGGAAGCGAAUCAGAUCAGGACUUGAACAACGAUUCAGAGGACGAAGAAAAUUACGAAGAUGACGAAGAUGACGACACGGAACAUGUCAAGGGCAAGUCCAGGGGCGACAGAUUGGAUUCCGAAAUGACUGAGCCGGACGUAUGA
This is a messenger RNA of Capronia epimyces CBS 606.96, 756 nucleotides long. Its product is annotated as ubiquitin-conjugating enzyme E2 R. The record is from RefSeq and is a predicted model, not a curated record. Lineage: Eukaryota; Fungi; Ascomycota; Eurotiomycetes; Chaetothyriales; Herpotrichiellaceae. The coding region runs from base 1 to 756 and encodes 251 amino acids. Gene Ontology annotation, biological process: protein polyubiquitination; proteasome-mediated ubiquitin-dependent protein catabolic process. The transcript has 3 exons. Gene Ontology annotation, molecular function: ubiquitin conjugating enzyme activity.